This is a messenger RNA of Syngnathus acus (greater pipefish), 2815 nucleotides long. RefSeq names its product raftlin family member 2 (gene rftn2). NCBI's taxonomy places the organism in Eukaryota, Metazoa, Chordata, Actinopteri, Syngnathiformes, Syngnathidae. The coding region runs from base 339 to 1661 and encodes 440 amino acids. The record is from RefSeq and is a predicted model, not a curated record. The transcript is spliced from 9 exons.
UUGAGUCAUUUACGCUGUCUUGACUGCGUGGGAAAGUUUUUCUCUGUGGAAGAGUCCACUCCGCCUCCCCACGCUUCAUAAACGCACUCUGCAACGGGCCGAGGGUUCGGACUUCUUUUGCUUCUCGAUUCUCUUUGUUUCCCUUGGACUGUGACGAUUCUGACGGAAUUCCUUGCAGAGGACCCUCUCUGUGUACGACUCAGAGGGGUGACCGCGAUCCGUUCGUGUGAGUGAAGCGCCUGCAAAAGAAUAAACCAGAGAGAGGCUGUCAGUGGUCGAUCAGGCUUCGAGAAGACUUUGAGCGGCUCCUCCGCCGCUGUCUAUCCGCCUCCGAGGUCAUGGGCUGCGGAUUGAGGAAGCUGGAGGACCCCGAGGACAGCAGUCCCGGAAAGAUCUACUCGACGCUGAAGAGACCUCAAGUGGAGACCAAGACUGAGACCGUCUACGAUUAUGUCCUCCUGGACUUCAGCUUGGAAGGUAGCCGUCCCACAGUGCAGUACGUGUCGUCACUGGCCGAACUGCCUCAGGCUCUGCAGCCGUACUACACGCAGGGCUACGUCCUGACCGCCCUUCACCCCAUCAUCCUGUCAGUGGGCCGCGCUCGCUCGCUACCCUUCAGCUUGCUCUAUCGCGCCGUCCUGGCCCGACCCAGACUGAGUCGACAGACGGCAUCGAUGUGUCACAGUGUGCCCGUGCUGAGGGUGGAGGAGUGGCCGCUACCCGGUGACUCGCUGACGGGCGACAUUGUUCGAGCGCUAAUUGACAGGGUGAACAGCAGCGCUCGCGGCGGUGUCCGUUUCGUCGGCUCGGUCCUCCAGCAGGUGAGCGUGCUGAGUAACGGCAAUCGGCUCCACAGUCCGAAGAGGAGCUGCCGCUCGCCCACGCACUCUCCUCCUCGCACCCCCCCAGGAGACCGAGAUCUGGAGGAGAACACGUACAGUCCAGACAUGCGACUUCUGGUCUUCUUCCACGCCUGGACUCCGGGUUGCGCCCCUCUGGAUUCCUUAGCGUGCCAGUACCACCAGGGGGCGUUGUCCAUGCGAGUCUCCAGGAAGGGCCAGGUGGUGAGCGCCCUAGAGGCCGACUGGCUGGAGUUGACGGCGGCCUACUAUCGCAGAGGCUGGUCGCUGGUGGACUCCUUCGUCUACUGGGACACCCCAAAAGGCGAGCCCGUGCCACGGUCUCUUGAGGGCCUUUUUGUGUACGAAGAGAAGAGCACCGCACCCCCAGCCAACGAUACCAUCGUGGUGGAGCAGUGGACUGUCAUUGAGGGCUCCAGUGUGAAAACAGACUACGGGCCGCUACUUCACACACUGGCAGAGUUCGGAUGGCUGCUGACGUGCGUUCUGCCUACUCCCAUCAUACGACAUGACAGUGAUGGGAAUCUGGCCACCAAGCAAGUUGUUUUUCUUCAGCGGCCAGUCAGGAGUCAAGCAGCAACACAACACAGGAACCAGGUUCUGUCGGUGCACAGCGACGUAUCCAGCCGCUCCGUGAGUCGCUCCGUCAGUGGCGCCGCGCUUCGGCAGGAGCUCUCUCCUGUGGCCGGGGGCAUCGGCGGCUUCCCGGUGUUCGGACCGGCGUUCCCCAGCUCCCUGUCGCACCUGGAGGAAGGUGGCUUUGACCAGGAGGAGGGCAAGGCGGAGGUGACCUGCAUGUGAGCUGACUGACAAUAUGAGAUCCCCAGAUGGAGGAAAUCAUACUGUGGAAGAACUCUGCACUUUUUUUGUUUUGAACCCAAGCCAUAAGGAGAAGAACAUAUGGGAAACCAUUCCAGCAUUAACUAAAUAUCCAGUUUAAGGUCCAUGAAGUAGUUUAUGUUUUUAUCAUCGUCCGAGUCGGACAAUUAGUGUGUUUUAGGACAACUACAUAUUACUAGUAAAUGGACUUUAAACUGGAUAUUGAGUAAAAGCUCAAGCGUCUGCCCUGCGACUCUCUCACCUAGAGUCUCAUUUUAUUUGGGUUACUUGUAGGUUUUGGAAACAGGGGGGAAAAAAUCUGCCAUUAUUACCUUUUAAAAGAGAGAGAGAAGGAAAGCAAUACAAAUAUGUAGUGAACCAAUUUUGGCACCAAGUAUUUUCUUUAAGUUAUAUGGCAGGGAUGUCAAACAGGUUGCAUGAUAGUUUUGGUUUCCUUUGGAGGGCCAUUAUGACUGUGACCCAAAAUUAAUGUAGUAUGAUUGCCUGUUACAUAUCACAACUAACAGAUGAUUACGUUUGAAAUCAGAGGCUAGUAAAAAAAAAAAAAAAGAAAGGCAGUCCAAAUGUUUUUGUUUUACGAGUGAGUAGCUGCUCCGCGGGUUUUUAUUUAUUGGUUUGAGACAAUUUAUGCACACGUCAAAGUCAUUCUGGUGUAUGUUUUUCCUUGUGACUAUUAAUAGGACACAUUCCAAUCACUUUGCAUUUUAUAUCCUGGAUGGACAAAAAGUAUUGGGACUAUUUAGUUUUCUCAGAUAUUCAUUUUGCUCACUUUUGUCUUCCUGUCCCAAUACUUACUGUCCACACAGAGGGGCUAUGCUUCUGGAAGUCUGACAGAUGCCAUUGCAGACAUCUUUAGUUUAGGUAUUAAAAUCAUGAAUCCUGGUGUUACAAAGGACUACAACAGUAUUAUAAGAGGGACUCUAUUGUGUUUAUAUUUUUAAAUCCACACCGGCCUUCUUCCAUUGUGAAAUUGUUGCUAUUAUAAUGAAGAAAUAAAAAUGUAAAACUGACAUAUGGAUACUAAAUGACAGCAUUAAUUCCAAUUGUUUUGUUUUUAAGUUGUACAUUUGCUUUACUGUAUGAAGUUUAUUGAAAAAAAUAAUUUCUCCACCAUU